Eruca vesicaria subsp. sativa (arugula) is the source of this 187-nucleotide messenger RNA. The record is from the annotation of a GenBank genome assembly. Lineage: Eukaryota; Viridiplantae; Streptophyta; Magnoliopsida; Brassicales; Brassicaceae.
GAACUAUUCCAGCUGGAUGAAAUGAUAAAGGAAUACCCAGAAACCGAUUUACAACAAUUUCGUCUAGGAAUCCACAAAGAAACGAUCCAAUUCAUCAAGAUACACAAUGAGUAUCGUAUCCAUACAAUCUUGCACUUCUCGACAAAUCUAAUAUCUUUCGUUAUUCUAAGUGGUUAUUCCUUUGGGG